Messenger RNA from Sphaeramia orbicularis (orbiculate cardinalfish), 1914 nucleotides. RefSeq names its product trichoplein, keratin filament binding (gene tchp). The coding region runs from base 167 to 1666 and encodes 499 amino acids. Gene Ontology annotation, cellular component: keratin filament. Gene Ontology annotation, biological process: apoptotic process. The transcript is spliced from 13 exons. The record is from RefSeq and is a predicted model, not a curated record. Lineage: Eukaryota; Metazoa; Chordata; Actinopteri; Kurtiformes; Apogonidae.
CGAGUAACUAGGAAAUGAGGCGGUAACUAUGGGAAACCAAAACUGCAGGUGUUGAAUAAAGACGACUGUGCUGAACAAAUGGAAAGCACCAAGUGAAUUUAGUAAGGUCAAAAUAAUAAAAUAAUCCACUUCAUCGUCUUUAAAUUGAGUAGUGUAUUUUAGGUCCAUGGCUCUGCCCACUUUAUCGGCCUAUGCACCCAGUCGGUCCCGUGUGCUGGCCGGACAGCUGGCCCGGCAGCGGGAGCAGCAGGCCCGUUGGCGGCAGCAGUGGGAGCUCCAUGCCCAGUACUUCAGGGAGCAGAGUGUCCGCAGCCACAGACAGGCGGUGUGGAGCUCCCGUCAGUCCUACGACCAGAGUAUGAUGGCAUUCCAUAAUCAGAGACUGAAAGAUGAAAAGAAAGCUAGGCUAGAGGAGCGCAGGAACCGUCUGAGGACCAUGCUUCAAGAGGAGCAGGAUCGGCUGGAGGCGGAGCUCAGGGAAGUGUCUCCAGACAGGAGCACUUUGGCAAGUCAGCUGGUCCAAAAAACCGAAGAGCUUUGCACACUGAGAGAGCAGCGAAGAAAAAAGCUUGCAGAAGAGCAGCUGAAGGAGCACUGGAGGAAAAAUAACCCACAGUUGCGAGAGUUUGAGUCUGCGUUACAUAAAGAUCAUGUUGUCAGCCACUGGCAAGAGCAGAUGUCUGAGAAGAAAGAGCAAGAAGUGGCAGAACAGGAGGCGAAGAGACGCUUUGAAAAUGAGUAUGAGAGGACUCGAAAAGAGGCUCUGGAGAGGAUUAAACAAGCAGAGGAGCGAAAGAAAGCAGAGGAGUGCAAGAUGGCAGAAGAACUUCGUAAACAGAUGGAAGAACUAAAGCUGAGGGAGGAGGAGGCCACUCGUUUGAGGAAAGAGCAAGAGGCUCUGCUAGCCCAGCAGUGGGAGCUGGAGAAGAUAGAAGAUGAAAGGAGAAAGGUGGAAGAAAGGCAACAGAAAUCUGAGAUUAGGCAUUUCUUAGUUCGUCAAUACCGAGCUCAGCUGAAGAGGAGAGCCCAACAGGUGCAGGAGGAGCUGGAGGCUGACCGAAAGAUCCUGGAAGCCCUGUUGGAAGGGGAAGAGGAGGAUAGACUGGUUGAGUCUGCACGAAGAGAAAGGGCUAUUGCUGAUGCUGCAUGGAUGAAACGUGUGAUUGAAGAGCAGCUUCAUUUUGAGAGGGAAAAGGAGGCUGAGAUAGAUUACUUACACAGAGAAGAGGCUCAACAUGUGUGGGAAAAACGAGAAGCACAGUGGGAGAAGGAGAGGAAAGCCAGAGAGCGGCUCAUGCAUGAGGUGCUCACCGGGAGACAGCAGCAGCUGGAGUUGAAGAUGCAGCAGAACCGUGAGGCUCAAGAGGAGUCCCUGAAGAGGCGAGAAGAGCUGAUCCAGGAACUAGAGACGGAGAGGGAGUUUAGACGGCAAGAGAGGGAGCAAGAAGAAGGACGCAAAAAAGCACGGAUGAAAGAGAUUGAUGCUCAGGUGGAGCAAAAGCACCAGGAGCAGUGGGAGGAGCAGUGCAGGAUUGAGCAGGAGGAAGAGGAGGAUAAAGAGAUGUAUCGAAUUGAGGAAGAGGAGCUGAGGCAGGAGAUGGAGAUGAUGGCCAAGAAAGGGUACCAGGAGAGGAGUCACAGCAGACCUCGAUCAGCCUGGACUUGACAAAUUUGAAACACUCAAGUAGCAGCACAGCUCUGAGAUGAAUAUUUUAUAUUUAUUAGAUUUGCCUUUUAAAGUGAGAUGCAUGUAGGUUAUGAGGCCAUUUGCAUUAUGUGCCAUUAUCUGUCAAUUUAAUGCUGGUUCUUUGUAUAUGUAGAAACUAACGUGUUUUUGUACUUUUAUAGUUCUCCAAGGAGGACAUAUUUUGUAUUGCCAAUUUGUACUGUUCAAUAAAUUAAUUCCAAUCAGUU